This is a messenger RNA of Trametes versicolor FP-101664 SS1, 1080 nucleotides long. RefSeq lists its product as uncharacterized. Gene Ontology annotation, biological process: protein phosphorylation. NCBI's taxonomy places the organism in Eukaryota, Fungi, Basidiomycota, Agaricomycetes, Polyporales, Polyporaceae. Bases 1 to 1080 code for a protein of 359 amino acids. The transcript has 5 exons. Gene Ontology annotation, molecular function: protein kinase activity; ATP binding. The record is from RefSeq and is a predicted model, not a curated record.
AUGCCGCGGAAAUUGUAUGAUGGCGAACUCACUGACGGCGAGAUAUGGUGGCGGGACCACCAAGUAUGGCUACAGGAGUGCGGUUACAUGCUCCGCCCCCGCUACAGACCCAACUGGGUACCUUCAUGGCACAAGGACAGGGGAAGUGAUUUCGACAUACGCGAAGACGGCCAGUCUAUACUGCUCAGUGUGAUUUUGGACGCGACCCGCAUCGCUGAUGACACGGUAGUCACUCUCAAGAAAAUUAAAACCUCACGGCACCCAUACGAGAUCGACAUUUGCCGCUAUUUCUCAUCUGAACCGCGCGCUAGCGAUCCCGCAAACCGCUGCGUACCACUCUACGAAGUCCUUGACGUCCCAGACGACCCUGACUGCAAGCUCAUUGUUAUGCCGUUUCUGCGGAAGUUUUACGAUCCGCAUUUCCUCACCGUCGGAGAAGCCGUGGAAUUCUUCCGACAAGCGUUCGAGGGACUACGUUUCUUGCACGCUCAUCACAUAGCGCACAGGGAUUGCGGGAGGAACAACAUCAUGAUGGACCCCCAUCCGCUCUAUCCGCAGCUCUACCACUUCGUGUCUACGUCGGAAAGGCGCGACAUGUCCGGGACUGCAAAACACUAUACGCGCACACGAAAACCCGUCCGCUACUACUUUAUAGACUUUGGUCUGUCUCGAAGAUAUAACCCCGCCAAAGGACCGCCGUUGUCGCGGCCUAUCUGGGGUGCCGACCGGACGGUGCCCGAGUUUCACAAGUCGCUGGAGCCUUGCGACCCGUUUCCGACGGAUGUAUAUUACCUCGGGAACGUUAUCCGGACCGUGUUCUUAGAUGUGUACACCGGCCUCGACUUCAUGGAGCCCAUAGUCAACGACAUGGUGCAGAAUGAGCCAGCCAGCAGGCCAAACAUGGACCAAGUCGUUGCUCGAUUCGAUCUUCUGCUGGGGUCUCUCAGUACGUGGAAACUGCGCGCGCGGCUUCCGCAGCGAAACGAGUUCUGGCUCGUCCGCUGGUUCAGGGUGAUCGGACACACAUUCCGCACGAUCUUCCACAUCCUCACCCUACGUCCUGCCCUUCCUCACCCCUGA